ACGAAUCCGUGCAUCUGGUUGGGAGCUAAGGGGGAGUGGGUCUCGCAAUGUUGCCAUGCCCGGCGUCUUGGCUCGCAUGUGCGCAUACCCUUAAGGCUCCAUGCUGCCCACAGCCUGGGGCCCGCCGUUAUCACCAAAUCCCACUCCAAGGAAUGCAUAGUUUUGUCUGCACGCCAUAGCCCUGCCGAGCAGUAUCCGUAUAUUCAGCAAACAGAAUGUUUCGCGACUUCUCCUUCGACCAAGCAUCGCGGUCCGACUACGCGCACCAAGCUGAGCUAGACGACGACACAGCCAUCUGCCCGACGUCAACAUUACUCGAGCCGGAAAAUCUCCCUAGUCGACUGCCAACACCGCCGCCGUGUCUGAUAGGCGACCUGGCACACAAGUUCACCCAGCAAUCGCUCCGCAUCAACACGCACAUCUACCCUCGCCACAACGCUCAUGCAUCCGCCCCACUUACUCCGCCAAGCGACGAGGGUGCAUUCCCCACCGAACCGUUGGGUCAGGCGGACCGCCCAACCUAUUCUCGCGUGUCAUCAUCGCUGCUCCGGAUGCAGCGCCAGGCCAAUGCGCGGAUGCAGUGCUGCCCGUCUCGCGUGAGGGAUAUCUCGAGGCUGGUGCGGAUGAUCGAGGCAGAGGAGCAAUGCACAGUCGACGAGCCGGCUUCAGCGUUGACGGUCGAUGAGGCUGACGAGGGGAUCGACAUGGACUACGACAACUCGACCAGAAGGGCGGAUCUUGUGGCCGGCCUGUCCCUCCGGCGAUCUGGGGAGCGAAGAGACGUUGGAGGUGCCAGGAUUUCGAAGAGCGCGAGGAUGCGCAGACGGACGAGGGACGAUGGCCUCAAAAUCUCCACGCGGGUCACAUGAUUUGAUUGGGGUCGAGGCUGGUUCACUCGAAUCGCGUUUUGCUUUGUCUUUUUGGGAGGCGUUAUAUACCCUUUGGAGCGUUGAGAGACGCAUUCAUUCGCAAACGUGGGGUUUGUCUUUUCGGUUGCAGAGCUCCCUUCGGGUUGAGCCUGGUGUUGUUGGAUGCCUCGAGCGCAGUACUAUAGUUACUGCGACUGUCGAGUCAUAAUAUCACUCUUUGACAUGCA
Dothidotthia symphoricarpi CBS 119687 is the source of this 1096-nucleotide messenger RNA. RefSeq lists its product as uncharacterized. Bases 216 to 869 code for a protein of 217 amino acids. The record is from RefSeq and is a predicted model, not a curated record. Lineage: Eukaryota; Fungi; Ascomycota; Dothideomycetes; Pleosporales; Dothidotthiaceae. The transcript has a single exon.